Molecule: messenger RNA, 3528 nt
Organism: Vicia villosa (hairy vetch)
Lineage: Eukaryota; Viridiplantae; Streptophyta; Magnoliopsida; Fabales; Fabaceae
Exons: 8
Coding region: 1-3528 (1175 amino acids)
Molecular function (GO): nucleic acid binding
Source: RefSeq, a predicted model, not a curated record
AUGAUAAUUGCGUGCAACAACUUGAGCUUUAAUGAUGAGGAUUUGCUUGAGGAAGGAAGAUAUCACAACAUGGAUUUACACAUCUCUGUUAGUUGUAAAGAAGACACGUUUUCCAAUGUGUUGAUUGAUACUGGUUCUUUGCUGAAUGUUAUCCCAAAAAUACUCUUGGUCACAUUUCAGGUCAUGGACACCUUCCCAGCAUACAGUUGUUUGUUGGGACGCCCAUGGAAUCAUGAAGCUGAGGCAAUUAGGUCCACCCUGCACCAGAAGGUAAAAUUUGUGAAGAAUGGAAAGUUGGUUGUUGUGAAUGGAAAGCAAGCCUUGCUGAUUAGUUAUCUCUCUUUGUUUCCUACUAUAGAAGCUGAUGAAACUGUCAUUAGAAUAGCGUUCCAGGCCCUGUUUGUUAAUGAUGAAUUCAAGAAAGAUAAAGCUUCUAUUGCAUCUUUUAAAGAUGCUUCGCAAGUGGUGCAGAGAGGACCCUCAGACACAGAUACUGUGGAGCAACAUUUUCCGUUGAAGCCCGAAUGCCCUCCUGUCAAGCUAAAGUUGAGAAGAAGUCAUCUCGAUAUGGAGGAGAAGAUUAAGAUUGAGGUUUUAAAGCAGAUAGAUGCAGGAAUAAAUCCUAUUAUGAGCGAUGUGGUUAAAAAGGAAAUCCAAAAACUGCUAGAAGCUGGAAUAAUAUAUCCUAUAUCUGAUAGUAAAUGGGUUAGCCCUGUUCACGUCGUACCAAAGAAAGGAGGAGUCACUGUAAUCACUAACGCAAAAGGAGAAUCUGUAGCACAACGUACCCAAACUGGAUGGAGGAUGUGCAUUGACUAUAGGAAGCUAAAUAAAGCUACCCGAAAAGACCAUUUCCCUUUACCUUUCAUAGAUCAAAUGCUCGAACGCCUAGCUAAACACUCACAUUUUUGUUAUCUGGAUGGAUACUCCGGAUUUUUCCAAAUUCCUAUCCACCCUGACGACCAAGAGAAGACCACAUUCACCUGUCCUUAUGGUACAUUCGCCUAUAGACGAAUGCCUUUUGGACUCUGCAAUGCACCCGCGACCUUCCAAAGAUGCAUGAUGGCAAUAUUUGCCGACUUCCUAGAUGGAAUAAUGGAGGUCUUUAUGGACGACUUCUCUGUCUGUGGAGGAAGUUUUGAAACAUGUUUAGAAAACCUUGAAAUGGUGCUUAAACGAUGCGUAAGCGUAAACCUAGUCCUUAAUUGGGAAAAAUGCCAUUUCAUGGUUCGACAAGGAAUUGUACUUGGACACAUCGUAUCCGAUAGAGGAAUCGAAGUUGAUAAAGCAAAAAUCGAAAUUAUCGAAAACCUUCAACCUCCCAAAACCGUUAGAGAAAUAAGAAGUUUUCUGGGACAUGCUGGUUUUUACCGACGCUUCAUUAAGGAUUUCUCUAAAAUAACCAAACCCUUAACUGAACUACUCAUGAAAGACGCCGAAUUUGUUUUCACCGAUAAAUGCACUGAAGCAUUUCAAACGCUUAAACAAGCAUUGAUCUCUGCGCCAAUUAUGCAACCUCCCGACUGGAAUGAGCCUUUCGAAAUAAUGUGUGACGCAAGUGAUUAUGCUGUAGGAGCCGUUCUAGGACAAAGAAAGGAUAAGAAACUACAUGUCAUAUAUUAUGCGAGUAGAACCCUAGACGAAGCUCAGAUGAAUUAUGCCACGACAGAAAAAGAACUAUUAGCUGUCGUAUUCGCAUUAGACAAAUUCCGUUCUUACCUGGUAGGAGCCAAAAUAAUCAUAUACACUGACCACGCCGCCAUUAGGUACCUCCUAACCAAAAAGGACGCUAAACCAAGACUUUUGAGAUGGAUCUUGUUACUACAAGAAUUCGACCUGGAAAUUAAAGAUAAGAAAGGCACUGAAAAUGUCGUAGCAGAUCACCUCUCUCGAUUGGAAAAUCUGAAACCCGAACAAGUACCAAUUGACGAUGAUUUCCCUUAUGAAAGACUCAUCGCCCAAUCUGACGCACCUUGGUAUGCAGAUUUCGUAAAUUACCUAGCUGCUGGUGUGCUUCCUCCUGAUCUAAGCUACCAACAGAAAAAGAAAUUCUUCCAUGACCUAAAACAUUACUAUUGGGACGACCCACUCCUUUUCAAAAGAGGCCCCGAUGGAAUCUUUAGACGUUGUGUACCCGAGGAAGAAACAAGCGGUCAAGUAGAAGUAUCUAACCGUGAAAUAAAACAAAUAUUAGAGAAAACUGUUGCUAUAUCGAGGAAAGAUUGGUCAACCAAGCUAAAUGAAGCUUUAUGGGCUUAUAGAACAGCUUUCAAAACUCCAAUAGGAACUACCCCAUUCAAACUCGUUUAUGGAAAAUCAUGCCACCUACCAGUAGAGCUAGAACAUAAAGCCUAUUGGGCCAUUAAGAACUUAAACCUAAACUACACUGCCGCUGGUGAGAAACGACUUCUAGACAUAAACGAAUUAGAAGAACUUAGACAAGACGCUUACGAAAACGCCAAAAUCUAUAAAGAGCGAACGAAAAAAUGGCACGACAAGCGUAUAUCUAGGAAAAAUUUUAGCAUAGGCGAUAAAGUGCUCUUAUUUAAUUCUAGGCUAAAAUUAUUUCCUGGUAAGUUACGAUCUAGAUGGUCUGGCCCUUUCGAAGUAACUAACAUAUUUCCGAGUGGAGCGAUAGAAAUCAAAGGCGAAACCGUCAAACCUUUUGUCGUAAAUGGGCAACGUCUUAAGUAUUACCAUCAUCUCGAAUACGAUGAAAACAUCGAAGUUUUUAAACUUGAGUUGGUUCCAUCAUCAAGGAACAUGCUUGAUGCAUAUAGUGAAGGAGAGCUAUUGUCUAAGUCUUAUGAAGAAGGAUAUCGAAUGAUAGAAAGUAUCACGACCAAUACGUAUCAAUGGCCUACAACAAGAGCUAAUGGCAACAAUCACUUGGAAAACAUCUUGAAAUCAUUCAUUCAAGAAACAAAGAAUCAGUUCUUAGCACAAGGUGUGAGUAUUAAAAAUCUAGAGAACCAACUGGGGAAGAUUGCACCCGCUUUGAGAUCCAGACCACAGGGGACACUCCCUAGUUUAACGAAAAUACCAUUUUCUUUUAGAGUGAAGAAUGUAGAGACAUGCAAAGUUAUCAAGUUAAGAAGUGGAAGGGAAUGUGAACCCCUAACACACAAAGAAUCUGAGACAAAUGAAGUCUUGUCUGAUAAGGAUAACACUGAAGAAAAAGACAAGUCUGAUGAGAAACCUACCUCAUUAGAAGAUGAUAAAGACAGACGAGCUGAAAUCAAGCGUGACAAGACUCUAAAGUCUGUAAAGCAACAUGAAGUCUUGACAAAGUCAAUUAGUGAGAAGAAGUUUGUUCAAGAGUUACCACCACCUCCUUUUCCUCAAAGGAUUAGGAAAGCAAAAGAAGAGCAACAAUUUGGAAAGUUUAUGAAGAUACUCAAACAUCUCCAUAUCGAUAUACCUUUGAUAGAAGAAAUUGAGCAAAUGCCAAAUUAUUCCAAGUCCAUGAAGGACAUGCUCAAUAAAAGAAAAAGAGUGAGAGAAUUUGCUACUAUUUCACCAACUUAA